Messenger RNA from Macroventuria anomochaeta, 2329 nucleotides. RefSeq lists its product as uncharacterized. Gene Ontology annotation, molecular function: superoxide-generating NAD(P)H oxidase activity. The transcript has 4 exons. Gene Ontology annotation, biological process: superoxide anion generation; defense response. The record is from RefSeq and is a predicted model, not a curated record. The coding region runs from base 433 to 2106 and encodes 557 amino acids. Lineage: Eukaryota; Fungi; Ascomycota; Dothideomycetes; Pleosporales; Didymellaceae. Gene Ontology annotation, cellular component: NADPH oxidase complex; plasma membrane.
CAUAGACUGCGCACCCUGCUGCGUCGCAGCUUUGGACCGCGAACGCACGAAGGUGGUUCGACUCCUGCUACCGUUUCGCUGCUUGUGUUAAGCUUUGCUGGUCUUCUCCAGACGCCCUGCCCGAUACCCACAUGCCCUCGCUUUGAUAGACUAACAGCCAUCCCCCUUCUCUCGCCGUGCCUAUUUCGCUUUACGCGUGCUUAUAGAUUUUUGUUUCCCCUUCGCCCAAGAAUCUCCGUUUUCAUGCCGGUGCUUCUUUAACCGGGUGACCGAAGAUACCCUUUUGUCCUUUCUGUUCGUUUGUGCAGGCACCUAUAAUACUUUGCCAUUUUUUGUAACUCUCGUGAAUUAUAGCCACCUUCAGCAGGCUCUGAAUAGCAGGGGCAUCUAAUCUGGCACCUUCGCCUUUUACGCACCUACUCUUUAUUUAUCAUGUCCCAAACCACAUCCCUCACAGGCCGUGAGCGGUCAAGAUGGCCGCCACUCACACGGAUGCUCAUGUCUGGCGAGAUGUCAGAAGACAAAGGUCGUCAGUUGACCCGCAAAGAGAGGUUCGACGUGUGGAUGGUCAACGAAGGUUAUAGACGACUGUUCGUGUUCACAUUUGCGAUAUUGCACGUUAUGGUUUUCGUGUUUGGUAUGAUGAACUACGGAUUGAAGGACAAUUCGAUCGGCACACGAGCAAAAUUCGGUAUAACGUUUCCCAUAGCACGUUCGGCAGCAUUGACACUACACGUCGAUGUAGCCUUCAUUCUCUUCCCUGUGUGCAGGAACCUCAUCUCCAUGGCACGUCGUACGCCACUGAACGACAUCAUCCCCUUCGACAAGAACAUCACAUUCCAUAAGCUUGUCGCCUGGGCCAUUGUUUUCUUCUCCUGGGUCCACACCAUCGCCCAUUGGAACAAUCUUGCCCGAUUCGCUGCAUUUAACGAACUCGGAUUCAUGGGCUUCAUCCUAGCUAAUCUCGCCACAGGACCUGGCUGGAGUGGUUAUGUCAUGCUGUUCGCUUUGAUGGCCAUCGCCAUUACUGCUGCUGAGAAGCCGCGCCGCGCCAACUUCGAGCGCUUCUGGUACACGCACCACAUGUUCAUCGUCUUCUUUGUCUUCUGGUCCAUCCACGGCGCGUUCUGCAUGAUUCAGCCCGACUUCGCGCCCUUCUGCGACGGCAUUGGUGUCUUUUGGGAGUACUGGAUGUACGGUGGAUUCGCAUAUCUCGCUGAACGAAUUGCUCGUGAGGUACGCGGACGCCACAAGACGUACGUAUCCAAGGUUAUCCACCACCCUAGCAACGUCUGCGAAAUUCAGAUCAAGAAGGAGCACACCACAACCCGCGCCGGUCAGUACAUCUUCCUCUGCUGCCCCGAGGUCUCGAUCUGGCAGUACCACCCCUUCACUCUUACUUCCGCCCCCGAAGAAGACUACAUCUCCGUGCACGUCCGUAUGGUCGGUGACUUCACCCGCAAGCUCGGUAAAGCCCUUGGAUGCAACCUCGACAAGAAGGCCGGCGGUGAGAAGGACCAGAACUCCGAGGAAGUUGCCAUGCGCCAGAUCCUGCCCCGCGUGUACAUCGACGGCCCAUUCGGUUCUGCAUCUGAAGAUGUCUUCAAGUUUGAAGUUGCAGUCCUGGUCGGUGCCGGUAUUGGUGUGACACCCUUCGCCUCCAUCCUGAAGAGUAUCUGGUACCGCAUGAACUACCCACAGAGCCGCACAAGGUUGAGGAAGGUAUACUUCUUCUGGAUCUGCCGUGAUUUCGGUUCCUUCGAAUGGUUCAGGUCUCUCCUUCUCGCUAUCGAAGCCCAGGAUUUGGAAGAUCACAUCGAGAUCCACACCUACCUUACCGCCAAGAUCAAAGCCGACGACGCAACAAACAUCAUGAUCAACGACGCCAACGCCGAGCAAGACGCCAUCACGGGUCUGCGCGCGCCGACAAACUUCGGUCGCCCUAACUGGGACAUGAUCUUCAAAUCUAUCCGCAAGAUUCACAGCCCUGCGGAAGCGGGUGUGUUCUUCUGUGGUCCGAAGGGUCUGGGAAGUACGUUGCACGUCAAGUGUAAUAAGUGGAGUGAGCCUGGGUUCAGCUUUGUUUGGGGUAAGGAGAAUUUCUAGACGCAGCGAGUUCUGGUGGAUAGAGUGUUGGCGGUGUGAAGGUAUCCAAUAUGUUAUGGACGAUGAAGAACGGCGGAUGAUAUCACGCAUAUUGCAAGCUAUAUUAUUGUACAUAAUUGGCGGUGAUUUUCCUUUUCGGCCAGAUGCUCGCUCGCACUGUGUGCAGCAGAGGUAUCUGGUCUCUUACGAUACCAUAGACGACUGUAGCGAACGCAAGAUUGAC